AUGUCUUUAUGGGAGCCAGGUAGGGCCGUCCCUCGGAAAGCCAAUGAGUUUGAUCUGCUCACCUGCACAUCAACCAAUUCCUCGUACAUCUCUCCUGUCAUUUCCCCCUCGGAUUUAGUUCACUUCUCGCCUUGGUUUUAUCACGUGGCCGAGUACCUGACUGAGCGGCACAACAAGCAGUAUCUGUUUCUGAAAUACGAAGACAUGAAGGCGGACACUUGCGGAGCUGUCAUUCAGGGUUGCUGAUUCCUAGGGCGCCCUCUGUCGGAUGAGGUGAUCGACAAGAUCGUCGACUUGGUGACCGUGAAGAGCAUGAAGACGCGCUACCACGUCGCCGGAGAAGUGUCGUUACCGGGAAGGGAAGUGGAAGGCAAAGUUGGUGCGAUGAACUUGUUGAGAAAAGGGGUUGAGGGCGACUGGAAGAAUACGUUUACUGUAGCUCAGAGCGAGGCAUUCGACGAAUUCUACCGACAAAAGAUGGCGGACUUGGGGGUGAAAUUUUAG
Messenger RNA from Patiria miniata (bat star), 504 nucleotides. Its product is annotated as sulfotransferase 2B1-like. Gene Ontology annotation, biological process: sulfation. Gene Ontology annotation, cellular component: cytoplasm. The transcript has 5 exons. The record is from RefSeq and is a predicted model, not a curated record. NCBI's taxonomy places the organism in Eukaryota, Metazoa, Echinodermata, Asteroidea, Valvatida, Asterinidae. Gene Ontology annotation, molecular function: sulfotransferase activity.